Molecule: messenger RNA, 1364 nt
Organism: Aplysia californica (California sea hare)
Lineage: Eukaryota; Metazoa; Mollusca; Gastropoda; Aplysiida; Aplysiidae
Exons: 5
Coding region: 395-1015 (206 amino acids)
Source: RefSeq, a predicted model, not a curated record
CGGACUUUUCACUGAUUUCGUAGGAAACGAACGGUGUUCCAUUUCAACUACCUUCUUUCCGAUCGGUUGGAGUCCGUCGCAGUGGACACGGGCCCUUACUCUCUCCCUGUACCGUCAGGUACAUAAGGCGGAGAGCAGUGGAUUGCCAGUCCGCUACUGCUUCCGCAAAUAGGGCAUAGUGCACGACCAAGGAUAGUAAACAUCUCUGGAUGACUCAGUUCAGCUUCAAGGAGCUACGAAUACAAUAGCAGUAGGCGGAGCGAACGUCCAAUGUCUCACGCAUAAAAGCCCAUAACAUACAGAGUGCACACAAAGGCACAGUUUGCUCUCGCCCGGAGCCAGCAUAACAGUUUGCUACCCAGUUUACUAUAAUACCUUCAUUCUCUCCGAGAUAAUGGAUCAAGUUUUGUUUGGAGUUGUCCUAGCUUCUCUGGCUUGUAGCGUGUCCAGCAUCCCCGCAUUUUGCUCGUCUUCUAAUGAGAUCAACAAUGUGGUUUCAACCUGCUUGGGCAACAACGGAGUGUUGAAGUAUUUUGACAUUAUCAAGAAAGGAAUCCCGAUACCGAAAAACAACAACUAUCGGCAGUUCUGCAACAGACCAGAGGAGUUUGCUGACGCAUUGGAAUGCAAUGCUAAUGUGCUGGUAAAGUGUUAUCCAGACCGCAGCUUCUUUUAUAAAACAGUGAGAUCGAGCGCAUUGGGAGAGAUCAAUGGGAUAUGCAACGACACCAAAUUAAGAACUGACUGCAUUGGUAAUGCUCUUAGGGAUGACUUGUUAGAGUGUGAAAAAGGCCAGUAUUCAUUGCAAGAUCAAGGUAUCCCGCGGAUGUGCAGAGAGGUGCGCGCUGCGGCUCUCUGCUUUGUCGGAGAUGUGAGGAAAUGUGAUGAAUACACCGCGCAGAACAGAAGAAGGUAUCUACACAAAUUGAACGAAAGAUUCUGCAGUGCCGGUCCUCGUAUGACUUACAGCACAACGCUUACUCUCAUCCUGCUCGUUGCCUUUGCUGUCUGGUAAAAGUCUUGAAGAGAUGAUGCAUCCAGAAAAGAGGUUUACCAGUCACGACGGGCCUGGUGUGUUUCUUCAGACUGAUAUAAAGCCUUCAAAGCUGAGAAUCUGUGAAAAGUUUUAAUUGCUGAUAGGGGCAAACAUAUAAAACAAACUUUUAACAAAAUUCGUAUUCUCGAGAACAAACUAUGGUAUGUUAAAACGAUGCUAACUAAUCUAGUAGGACCUGUGUUUUUGAAGGUCCUUUAAAAAACGAACAAAUGAACUUAAAUCAAAUAUUAUUUUAUUUUCCAAUUUUUCUUUCAAAAUUGUUUCGAAUCUGCCAUGGAAUAAUAAAUGUACCCGAAGGUUCCGAAAA